This is a messenger RNA of Encephalitozoon cuniculi GB-M1, 444 nucleotides long. RefSeq names its product sphingolipid homeostasis protein. The transcript has a single exon. The record is from RefSeq and is marked provisional. Lineage: Eukaryota; Fungi; Microsporidia; Unikaryonidae. The coding region runs from base 1 to 444 and encodes 147 amino acids. Gene Ontology annotation, biological process: intracellular sphingolipid homeostasis; negative regulation of ceramide biosynthetic process; ceramide metabolic process. Gene Ontology annotation, cellular component: endoplasmic reticulum membrane.
AUGGCGGGCGACAAGGAAAGAAAGGUUGAUGUCUCUCAGAACGUGGCGUGGACGCUGCAGCGGGGAAGCUGGAUAAUACAUGUCUUGGUCAUACUUCUUCUGAAGAUGACGCUUUCGAUGGCAUUCAACGACGACCUGGGGUGGCAGCUCGCGCUGGUCAUCUACAACAUCUCCACCUUCAUCUUCUUCCACAUGAUUCCCGGAGAUCCCUUCAAUGACAGAUAUAGCCUCUACACAUUCUGGGAGCAGCUUUCGGAGCAGCUGGAGGGCACUCCAGACCUCAUCUUCAUAGCACUGUUCCCGCUGAUAGCAUUCACGGCCGUGAAUUUCAUCGUGAAGUGGAACAUCUUCCUGUUCUGGAUAUGCAUCACAAGCCUAUUUCUUGUGACCAUUCCCAAGUUUGGCUUCAUGCAUCUCAGGAGAAUCCUAAUAUUCAAGGAGUAA